Molecule: messenger RNA, 699 nt
Organism: Clonostachys byssicola
Lineage: Eukaryota; Fungi; Ascomycota; Sordariomycetes; Hypocreales; Bionectriaceae
Source: the annotation of a GenBank genome assembly
AUGUUUCAAAUGCCCAGGGAACAGCCGGCGAAGAGUAUUGCCACCACCCUUUCGCAAAUGACUCUGUACGUGCCCGACCUAGGUCGGCUAUUGCAAGACUGGCCAAGAGGAGCGAACCCAAACAUCGAAGCUGCGCGAGCUGAGGUUGAAAAGCUCCUUGAAAUGACCGUCGAAGCUCCAGAAAAACUGAUGAAGCUGAGGAAAUGUGACUUUGGACUACUGGCAGCGCUGUGUUAUCCUACCUGCCCACGGGCUGGGUCAUUAAUCGCUACCCAACUGCUCCUGUGGAUCUUUCUCUGGGACGACGAAAUUGAUAUGGGAGAAGGAUACACGUGCACCGCCAUCAAUCACGAGAAUGCUAAGGAUUACUGCAGCCGUUCCCUCCGCCACGUUGAGGAAGUGUUCGACCCAGGCAUGGCCCAUUCUAGCUCAGCCGGUCCUAAUGUUAUGAAGAUAUUCGAUCGCCUGAGCGAACAGCUACGCAUGAACAUGAGCAAUGACCAAACAAGGCGAUUUGCCAACACCAUCAAGACGUUUAUCGAGCAAGCGGCCGUCGAGCAAAUGGGGAACUCCGAUGUAGACCACCUGCCCAAUUUUGAUAACUAUAUGAACCUGCGCCUAGAUACUUCAGCUAUUGGUCCGGGCUUGGCAAUCUGCGAGUGGGUUGUCGUUAUAUCACGAUGUAUCCGCCUCUACUAA